AUGCCUCAACCACCACCGUUAGGUCCGCUACCAGAUGUGCGUUUAGAGACAUUUGUUAGACCAUUCACCUAUGUUGGACUAGAUUACUACGGACCUUUGCUGGUGAGAGUCAAGAGAAGUAACGUGAAACGCUGGGUUGCUCUUUUCACGUGUCUAACAAUCCGUGCAAUCCAUUUAGAGGUGGUACAUAGUCUUUCCACUGAAUCAUGCGUCAUGGCAGUUCGGAGGUUCGUAGCCCGACGAGGUGCUCCAAUAGAAAUCUUCUCCGACAACGGCACUAAUUUUAAAGGUGCGCAUAGACAGUUGACGCAAGAAAUUAAGAUGCGAAACCAGACAUUAUCGUCAAUAUUCACCAACACAAACACACGUUGGAAUUUCAAUCCCCCGGCGGCCCCUCAUAUGGGAGGAAUAUGGGAGCGUUUGGUAAGGUCGGUCAAAGUUGCGAUGGAGGGAUUGCUCGACGCUAGAAGAAAACCUGAUGACGAAAGUCUGGAAACGAUUUUGCUGGAAACUGAGGCAAUGAUCAACACCCGACCGCUAACAUAUAUCCCGUUAGAGUCGGCGGAUCAGGAAUCGUUAACCCCGAAUCAUUUCCUUCUGGGAAACUCAACGGGUGUUAAACAACCACCUACGAAUCUAGUUGAUUGCCGCAGUACACUGCGCAGUAGCUGGAAACUAGUUCAACAUUUAGUUGAUCAGAUGUGGCGUAGAUGGAUCAAGGAGUACACCCCAGUGAUCACUAGACGCAGCAAAUGGUUCGAAGAGAGAAGAGAUAUCAAAAAGGGAGACUUGGUGUUAAUAGUUAAUGAAAACAUAAGAAACCAAUGGAUCAGAGGAAGAGUUGAGCAAGUAUUCUUUGGAAAAGAUGGACGGGUACGACAGGCGAUGGUACGGACCUCUUCCGGGUUGAUGAGAAGAGCAGUUGUGAAGCUAGCAAUGCUCGACGUCGUAAAUCAAGGUGAACACGUGCAUGAUAUGACCGAUGUUCACGGGUAG
Messenger RNA from Malaya genurostris, 996 nucleotides. RefSeq lists its product as uncharacterized. The transcript has a single exon. Gene Ontology annotation, biological process: DNA integration. The coding region runs from base 1 to 996 and encodes 331 amino acids. NCBI's taxonomy places the organism in Eukaryota, Metazoa, Arthropoda, Insecta, Diptera, Culicidae. The record is from RefSeq and is a predicted model, not a curated record. Gene Ontology annotation, molecular function: nucleic acid binding.